AUGGAUGUUAUAACGGAAUCAUUGAUUCCUACAAAUGUUCAUGAAUUUCUUGUAAACUUUUUUUCACAAAAUCUAACAGCCAAGGAGUGGAAUUAUCAAAUUGAUGAUUUAAGAGCACCGAAUAAGGAAGAUUUUAUCAUGAAUUCUGUAGUUCGGGUUUUAUGUAGAACGUUGCCACAGUUGUAUAUGCAUUUCUGUGGUAUAUCGCGGAUAUGCAUUAUGAAUACGUCAAAAAACCAUGUUAAAGGCAAUCGUGCCGACAGGAUCAGUUAUAUGACGGAUACGGAUAAACACCAACUAAUAUAUAUGGAAGGAUCUCGACCAGUAACAAAAGAUGAAAAAGAAAUUAAUGAUUUAUUGGUACGUGAUGUUACAGCAUCUUUUAAUAAUGCAAGGGCUGAACCACGACUUUCGUUUGCUGAUGCUCUUCUUCGACUGGAUUAUUGA
Messenger RNA from Diversispora eburnea, 447 nucleotides. The record is from the annotation of a GenBank genome assembly. NCBI's taxonomy places the organism in Eukaryota, Fungi, Glomeromycota, Glomeromycetes, Diversisporales, Diversisporaceae.